Staurois parvus is the source of this 452-nucleotide messenger RNA. Lineage: Eukaryota; Metazoa; Chordata; Amphibia; Anura; Ranidae. The record is from the annotation of a GenBank genome assembly.
AGGAGAUGACCAGAGACUGUGGACAUAGUACAGGAGAUGACCAGAGACUGCAGCCAUAGUACAGGAGAUGACCAAAGACUGCGGACAGUACAGGAGAUGACCAGAGACUGUGGACACAGUACAGGAGAUGGACCAGAGACUGUAGACACAGUACAGGAGAUGACCAGAGACUGCGGACACAGUACAGGAAAUGACCAGAGACUGCAGACAGUACAGGGGAUGACCAGAGACUGCGGACAGUACAGGGGAUGACCAGAGACUGCGGACAGUACAGGGGAUGACCAGAGACUGCGGACAGUACAGGUAAUGACCAGAGACUGCGGACAGUACACUAGAUGGACCAGAGACUGUGGACAGUACAGGGAUGACCAGAGACUGCGGACACAGUACAGGAGAUGGACCAGAGACUGCGGACAGUACAGGGGAUGACCAGAGACUGCGGACAGUACAGG